Molecule: messenger RNA, 2357 nt
Organism: Effrenium voratum
Lineage: Eukaryota; Dinophyceae; Suessiales; Symbiodiniaceae
Source: the annotation of a GenBank genome assembly
CUGCGCUGCUUCUCCCUGUCGGCGAUGGAUGGCAUGGAAGCUGACUUGGCAUUGGCUACUGCUGCCCGUUGUCAGCGCUUACCACGCUGAUGAUCACAGCUGCGGUUGGACUGACAAGCAGGUGCUCUGGCAGCGCCUGCGCCGCACUGCUGACUCUGUGCUGGCGGGGCGCACGUGGACUCCGGGUCAGGACUGGGCCUGGCAGAUCUCUCGGGACCUGGCCAACUGCCCCUUCGGGGUGCACGUCCUGCAGCUGCUGGACUUGGAUGCGGCCGGCCCGGAGGCGGCCAGGAGCCUGGACCUGGGCCGGUCCAAGGCUGCGGGCUUCGGUUUGUACAACUUGGUGACUUGGCUGAAUCUGGCGCUCACGGGGUGGCCCACCUUCGGCCUGCUGCACCGGCUCUGCCGCGCCCGUUUCGGCCUGGCGGACCGCUGUGUCGCCGGGGCCCGCGCUCCGAAGCCGGCAGUGGCCGGGGUGGUGGUGGCCGCAGCUGCGGCCCGGCGCCUGGAGCGGAACGCCUCGGACGCGCAGGUGCUGCAGCAGCUCUCACAACCCUUGGAGCACCUGAAGGAACUCUGGCUGGCGCGGUGGCGCUAUGCUCACAUCGCGCCGGCCCACAACCCCGUGACUUUGUGGCUGGGACUCGACCAGGAGGAGCCUUGCUGCGGCAUGUGGACGGAGCUGGAGGCCUUGCAAAAGAUGCUGCGCAGGCGCUUCGAGCUGCCCUGCGCCAGUGCCCACCGGCGCUUAGAUGGGGCUGUUUGCCCCGGGUGCCGUUUGGCGGCGCAAGGCUUCUGGCUUGAAGACCGGCGUGUGGCGGAUGAGUCCUUGGCGCAGCUGCUGGAAGGACUUCCCCCCGCUGGGGUGCUGCAGCCUGGAAUUGGCGCUGGGUCUUUUGCAGUGGCCACUGUGCUCACCUCGGAGGACUUAUUCCGCAGCAUACGCCAUGACGGCCAGGGCGUCUCCGGAGACGAGGACCUGGCCGAUGCCACCGCCAUCGUGCUGACCUAUGUUGACGCCCUGCGGACCUUGGCGCACUCCAUCCGCGCCGCAGCUGCGGCCGACGAGGUCCAAAGGCGUCUCCUCGUGCUGCUGUCGCUCCGAGCGGGGGAGGCCAUGCCAGAUGAGGCGCAAGAGGCGCUUCGUGCCAUGGAGCUGCAGGGUCUCAUCAGCGUGGUGCACCUGGCUCCGCCGCCGCAGCACCUGUGGCCGCGCGCCUGGGGCAAGCUGCAGCUGUGGAAGCUGGAGUUUGACCUGGUCCUAUACCUUGAUGGUGACAUCCUGGUGCUCGGCAGCCUGGAACCGCUGUUUCAGGCGGCGGUGAAGGCUCCCUUGGACUUUGCGGCCUCCCUGACACGGUCCAUGAUGGCUUUCAACGCAGGGGUGAUGCUCGUGAGGCCUUCAAUGCGCAUUUUCGAAGACUUGAAGAAAUCUUUGGAGGAGCUCCCGCAGUGGCAGGGCAUCUCUCGCUGGACGGGGCGGCCUUGGUGGAACGCUCCUCCCAAUAACUCCGCAGAUUUCGGAUCGUAUGGCGACCAGGACCAUCUGAACGAAUGGGUGGCCACCCACUUUGCAUUCCACGGGGAGUUGGUCUUAGACGCGUCCGCCUCGUGCGUACGGCAGCCUUGGCAGGCGCCGUAUGAGGCGACUCGCGGCAACGAGCCCCAGCAAGCGCUGGGCAGCUUUUGCUCGCUGCCCAUGGCCUUCAACUUCUGCGCCACCGCCACGUGUCUCCAGCAGUUGGCCUCCGGGGAGCAUGGCUUUGCCCAAGAGGCCUUGCGCAAAGCAGCCGGCAGGUCUGAGCCGGAAGCGCUCUCGCGGCUGCAGGAGUGCUGCACUGGCCGGGCGCUUUGCGGAAGCCCUGGCAGCGCUGCAGCGCGGCGGUCCGCUCGCGCCUGGACCGCCUUUGGUGGCGCUCCUUCGCCGCGGCCUGCGCGGAGGCGCCACAGGCGGCGCCCUGCCGCGUGCGCUGCUUCGACUGAGGCGGGGCGCCACGGCGCGGAGUUUCGCGCGGAUGGCGCGGGUUCGCGGAGGCAAGCGCCGUCAUCCACUCACCUGGUCCUGCCCACUUCAGCCGGCUGAGUCCGGAAGCUGGAGGCGCAAAGUUCGCGCCAGGCGUGGUUUGACGAGAGGCGUGGCGCGAGAGGCGUGGCGCGAGAGGCGUGGCGCGAGAGGCGUGGCGCGAGAGUUGCGCCUGGGGAUGGACGGGAUUGCACCAUUCAAGCGCAUCGGCUCUUGGCGAAGCUGCGCACGGCUGAGGGACCAAUCGGUCGGAGUUUGUGCGGCACCUCGAAGCAUUGACACUGCGUGGUCCAGGUGUUUUUGAAGUUUGAAGUUUCAGAGUUGGCCUUCGCAG